This is a messenger RNA of Drosophila santomea, 485 nucleotides long. RefSeq lists its product as uncharacterized. The record is from RefSeq and is a predicted model, not a curated record. The coding region runs from base 79 to 342 and encodes 87 amino acids. NCBI's taxonomy places the organism in Eukaryota, Metazoa, Arthropoda, Insecta, Diptera, Drosophilidae. The transcript is spliced from 2 exons.
ACAACUCUUCAUCUUCCUCGUUUGCCAUUCACCACGCACAUAAUAACAAAUUGACACGCGGAGAUCUCGACAUAAACAAUGGAAAUUAAAAAGUCCAAGAAAUCGAAAAACGACAAGAAGUCCAAAUCGCCCAAGGAAUCGUCCGUUUCCCUUAAACUGACCGCUUUGCAUCGAAAGCAAAAGGAAGUCGCCCGCGUGCUCACUCUAAAACAGGAAAUAUUGCUGAAAUCGGCAAUAUCCUAUCUGGAAUAUCAGGAGAUUCGGGCAGAAAUCGAGCGACUUAACGGCUUGAAGGAGUUGUUUUCACGCCGCGCUGAUAAGCUAAAACAGCAGGACAAAUAGUUAUUAAGUCCAUUUAAUUUAGUAGAUAUUUUAAGUGUAAUGACAUCUGUUGCACAUGUACAUGCAACGAUUUUCAGUUAACUUUUAUUCACUUAAAAGAUUUCAAUAACACAUAGUGAAUAAAUAAGAAAAUAAUUAAUAUA